Hippocampus zosterae (dwarf seahorse) is the source of this 2857-nucleotide messenger RNA. It is a transcript of the gene pcsk2, whose product is annotated as proprotein convertase subtilisin/kexin type 2. Gene Ontology annotation, cellular component: Golgi membrane; trans-Golgi network. Lineage: Eukaryota; Metazoa; Chordata; Actinopteri; Syngnathiformes; Syngnathidae. The record is from RefSeq and is a predicted model, not a curated record. Gene Ontology annotation, biological process: protein processing. Bases 252 to 2192 code for a protein of 646 amino acids. Gene Ontology annotation, molecular function: serine-type endopeptidase activity. The transcript is spliced from 12 exons.
CGCGCCCCACUCGACCCGCAGCAGGAGAGGAAACACCGACUCGCAGAGGAAAUGCGCGCGCAAAACCUCUGAUUCCACCUCCUCCACCACCGUACCUCCCAUCCUCCCUCCCUCCCUCCUCUCCUCUCCUCUCUCAGCAGGAGCAUCCCUCCCUCCAAACAUCCAAACACAAGCCGACGGGCAGCCUAGGCAAGAAGGCGCGUGCACACAAAAACACACGCACGGACGAAUAUUGACACAAGCCGGUCACGAUGCGCGGAUCUCCCCGCCGUGCAGGGACACGCGUGGGAUUUAUGGUGCUGCUGAACGCGCUGCUGCUGCUGCUGGUGGCGACGCAGGCUGCGGAGAGACACUCCACGGAGCAUGUCGUGGUCCAGUUGCACGAGGAGGCGCCGGAGGAGGAGGCGCACCAACUUGCAACACAACAUGGGUACCAGAGUGCUCGCAAGGUGGGCUUUGGAAAGGGGCUCUACCAUUUCUAUCCUCAGGAUUCUUCCGAGAGGCGGAGCAAACGAAGCAUACGAAGCAGACAGCGACUCCAGAAAGACAGCAGGGUGAAGAACAUUCUGGAUCAAGACGGUUUUGACCGUCAGAAGCGUGGCUACCGAAAUUUAGAUGACAUGGAAGUGAACAUAAGCGACCCGCUUUUCACCAAACAGUGGUACCUGAUCAAUACUGGCCAAGCAGAUGGGACCCCGGGGCUGGAUCUUAAUGUGGCCGAGGCCUGGCAACUAGGUUACACAGGCCUAGGAGUCACCAUUGCAAUCAUGGAUGACGGCAUUGACUAUCUGCAUCCAGACCUGGCAUCUAAUUAUAAUGCAGAUGCCAGUUACGACUUCAGCAGCAAUGACCCGUACCCAUUUCCACGCUACACAGAUGACUGGUUCAACAGUCAUGGCACACGAUGUGCCGGGGAAGUGUCAGCAGCAGCCAACAACGACAUCUGCGGCGUGGGAGUCGCGUACAACUCCAAGGUGGCAGGUAUUAGAAUGUUGGACCAGCCAUUCAUGACGGACAUCAUUGAGGCCUCAUCCAUCAGCCAUAUGCCUCAAGUCAUUGACAUCUACAGUGCCAGCUGGGGGCCCACCGACGACGGCAAGACUGUGGAUGGACCCAGAGAGUUAACCCUUCAGGCUAUGGCUGACGGUGUCAACAAGGGGCGAGGAGGCAAAGGCAGCAUCUAUGUGUGGGCCUCGGGAGAUGGCGGUAGCUAUGACGACUGUAAUUGUGACGGUUACGCCUCGAGUAUGUGGACCAUUUCCAUCAACUCGGCCAUCAACGACGGACGCACGGCGCUGUAUGACGAGAGCUGCUCAUCCACGCUGGCGUCCACCUUCAGCAACGGACGCAAGAGGAACCCCGAGGCUGGCGUUGCCACCACCGACCUGUAUGGGAACUGCACUCUGCGCCACUCAGGAACUUCAGCAGCAGCUCCAGAGGCAGCCGGAGUCUUUGCUCUGGCUCUCGAGGCAAACCCCGACCUGACAUGGAGAGACAUGCAGCACCUCUCAGUGCUGACCUCCAAGAGGAACCAGCUUCACGAUGAGAUCCACCAGUGGAGGAGGAACGGCGUGGGCCUGGAAUUCAACCACCUGUUUGGCUACGGCGUCCUGGACGCCGGCGGCAUGGUGAAAAUGGCCAAAGAGUGGAAGACUGUGCCUGAGCGCUUCCACUGCGUUGCCGGAUCCAUCCCGGAGAAUCAUAAAAUCCAGUCUGGCAACAAGCUGGUGCUCGCCAUCUCCACUGAAGCCUGCCAAGGCAAGGACAACUUUGUCCGCUACCUAGAGCACGUCCAGGCGGUGAUCACCGUCAACGCCAGUCGUCGCGGCGACCUCAACAUCAACAUGACCUCACCCAUGGGCACCAAGUCCAUCAUGCUGAGCCGACGGCCCCGCGACAACGACUCCAAGGUGGGCUUUGAUAAGUGGCCCUUCAUGACCACGCACAACUGGGGCGAGGACCCGCGCGGCACUUGGGUCCUGGAAGUGGGCUUCCAGGGAGACGAGCUCCAGCGCGGCGUCCUCAAGGAGUGGACGCUCAUGCUGCACGGAACACAAAGUGCCCCUUAUAUAGACCAGAAAGUGCGCGACUACCAAUCCAAGCUGGCCAUGUCCAAGAAGGAGGAGCUGGAGGAAGAGCUGGAUGAGGCCGUGGAGAGAAGUUUGAAGAGCUUGCUGAAGAAAACCAACUGAAAAAUUCCCGCACCCGCAUGUGUUGCUCUCAUCACACACCGUCUUGGGUAUUUCUUUGUUGCCCCCCCGCCUCGAUCUGCUUUUUGUACUUUCGGUUUUGACCUUCAAUGAAUGUUUAUCAAUAAAAGUACAGUAUAUCCUUCAGUAAUCUACAUAAAGAGACUAUAUCAUCAUUUUUACACUUGAACACACUGUCCAUACAUAAACCAAAAGAGCCCGCUCUGACACUUUAAUUGCCACACACUCUCUCGCUCUCGUUCUCUGUCUCUUCUGCCAAAUGUUGUACAGGUUGUGACCAAACGAUUCGGUGUCAUCCUAUUUCAAGUGUCUGUUUAUAUUUAUGUGACAUGCUCCGUUUUUAUGAAUGAGAAGGAGAGGAAUGUGUGAUUUAUUUGCAGCCUGUUCCCCGUUUUUAUUUGAUGAUCUUUGGUGUACGCCAUCAUAAAUCUACCCUGCUGUUUAUUAAAACACUCGAGUGAUUUGAAGCAGAACUUUGAAUUGUGUUGGGUGUUGGACCACGGAAGUAAAGAAUAACAGGCGGGCAGAAAGACUGUACGAUAGUUCAUUCAAUGGUCGACUUAUGAUUUCUUAAGAUUUUUAAAAUUUUUGUUUUAACAUUUAUGGAAAUGUAUAACAAUUAAAAUAAAAAUAUAUUUCAAACUCGC